AUGUCAGACGAAUCGGGGAAGUCUACUUCAGUUCCCAAUGUUCGUCAAGUAAGAGAAAUCUCAAGCACUCCAGGCGAAGAAACCAAUAUAGAAACUGUUGAUGAAACAAUAGAACAUGAAAUCGAAACUGUUACCGUUAUAGACUCCGAAAUUUCCGAAAAAAGUUCAACUUUUGUUGACAAGAAACAAACAUCGUCGAACAUCCCCACAGGCCAAACUGUCGUAUUCAAGGAACAACCAGUGCUUCGACAAGAUGUCAAAGAACAGGUUAUUAAUGCUCCUACUGUAGUACAAUCUAUCGAGCAAACAACAACUCUUACAAAUGAUAAUACUCAACCUUCAGAAAAUUCUAAAACCCCAGUAAAAGAUAAUCCUGAAAUUUCGGAGAAGUCGGCUAAUGAAAUUAUUGCAACAUCGAAUACUCAAAAGAUUCAAUUCUCCGAGCAAGAAAAACCAGAUCAUGAAGUCGUUCCUAAUUCCCCCAAUGUAGAAUCAACUACAAGAACAAUACCUAAAGAUAACGAAAAUAAGGCAAGCGAAACUACAAAUAAAAAUAUAGACAUUAAUGAACAUUUGUAUACACCCGAAGAAGUCGCUGAACGAUAUAACGUUGAUGUCAAUACUGUCAAACCUGCAGAAUCUAGAGGGUUGCAAACGACCCAAAUUAAAGGUUUAUUGGAACAAUACGGUCAUAAUGUCCUCACGCCCCCCAAAAGGAAACAUCCCUUCGUAAAAUACUUGGAAUGUUUAUUGACUUUAUUCAAUAUAUUAUUAAUGAUUGCGGGUGUUCUAAUGUACAUUUUAUUUGCUAUUGAUCAAGAAGACAAUCAAUCCAGUACUUAUCUUGGCGCUAUUUUCUUUGGUGUGGCUUUUUUGAACGCGUUCAUUGAAUUUUAUCAAUUGCAAAAGUCAGCCGCGAUUUUAGAGUCAUUUUUGAAUAUGAUCCCACAACAAUGUUAUGUCCUUAGAGAUGCUAGACUCAUACAAAUCCAAGCAUCUAAUCUAGUACGAGGUGACAUAGUUUUUGUAAAGAUGGGAGAUAAAGUUCCCGCUGAUUUACUGGUAUUCGCCGCAACUGAUAUGAAAGUGGAUAAUUCCUCCCUUACUGGUGAAUCAGAACCACAAGAAAGGAUAAAGACAAAUACUCACAAGAAUCCACUAGAGGCUACUAAUAUCUGUUUUAAUGGUACCCUAGUUAUAUCGGGUGAAGGUUAUGGUAUUGUCAUCAGAACUGGCGAUACUACUGUGUUGGGUCAGAUUGCCGGUCUUACUGCAGGAGAAGAAAAGAACAAGUCACCUUUAGCAAAAGAAAUUGAUGAUUUCGUAAAAUUAAUAGCUACGAUUGCCGUGAUUUGUGCUUUAAUUUUUUUUGGAGUUGGUUUUAGUGUAUACGAUAAUGUUGCUCUUAACGUUAGUUUCGCCAUUUCCAUACUUGUUGCAUGGGUUCCUGAAGGGCUGCCAGCUACUGUAACUGUCCUUUUGACUAUAGCAGCAAAGAGAAUGGCUGCUCAAAAUGUUCUUGUAAAAGAUCUUCAAGGUGUUGAGACACUUGGAGCAAUUACUCUUUUGGCUACAGACAAAACCGGUACUUUAACUAGAAACCAAAUGACUGUAACUUUUAUUUGGUCUUCUUUAAAUAUGUAUUCGGCAUUUCGAAACAUGCAAUCCGAAAAUACUCCAUUCGAUCCAAACGCACCUGGUAUUCAAGAAAUUAUUCAUAUUUCUUCAUUAUGCUCCCGUGCUAAAUUUGAUCGUACCGACAUUCCAUUCGCUGAACGUUCAAUCCUUGGUGAUGCUACCGAAACAGGGUUAAUACGCUUCGCUGCUCAAAAUGUAGAUGAUUAUGAUGAACUUAUUAGGAAAUACCCAAAAGUUUUCGAAAUUCCUUUCAACUCUGAAACAAAAUGGGCACUCACAAUUCAUAAGAAGAAACAUAACAAUGGCGAUCUAACUUUGUAUAUCAAAGGUGCACCUGAACGAGUACUUAGACUUUGUACAACAAUAUUGUCAGAAGAGAAUGCAAUUCCUUUGACUGACGAACAUAAAAAGAAAUAUGACGAGAUUUAUGAAUUUAUGGCUUCAAAAGGACAUCGAGUUUUGGCUUUUGCACAAUUAUUGUUACCAGCUGAUAAAUAUCAUGAAGGUUUUGAAUUCAAAAAAGAGGAUAAAAAUUACCCAAUAGGUGAUUAUUGUUUUGUUGGAUUAGCUUCAUUAGAAGAUCCUCCAAAGCAUGGAGUUCGUGAAGCCAUUGGUCGUUGUCGUACUGCCGGUAUUCGGGUAAUGAUGGUAACUGGUGAUCAUCCUUUAACCGCUGAGGCUAUUGGACGCAAAAUUAAUUUAGUAUUAUCAGAUACCAAAGAACUUAUUGCUAAAAAAACUGGUCGAUCUAUUGAAUCAAUCCGUGAAGAUGAAUACAACGCUAUUGUUAUUCAUGGUGAACAGAUAGAUUCCUUAAGCAAUCAUGAUUGGGAUAAUAUCUUUUCUAAAAGUGAAAUUAUUUUUGCGCGUACUUCUCCUCGUCAUAAGCUUGAAAUUGUCAAACGUGCACAAUCUAUUGGUCAUAUCGUAGGAGUAACUGGUGAUGGUGUAAAUGAUUCACCCGCUUUAAAAAAAGCAGAUUUAGGGAUCGCUAUGAAUCAAUCUGGAUCUGAUGUUUCUAAGGAGGCGGCCGCUAUGAUUUUAAUGGAUGAUAACUUUGCCUCUACGGUGAAGGGCAUUGAAGAAGGACGUCUCAUUUUUGCGAACCUUAGAAAGUCUAUUCAAUACACUAUUACUCAUUCAACGCCACAAGUUGUGGUUUCGUUACUAUUUGUUGUUGUUCCUAUCCCAUUACCUUUGACACCAAUUCUAAUAUUGUUGACAGACUUAGGAUUUGAAUUAUUUUUAGCUCUUUCAUUCGCCUGGGACAAACCAGAAAGCGAUACAGGUCUAAUGAAAUUACCUCCUAGAAAACCCGUUACUGCUACUUCAAUAGAACGUAUACGUCGCCAUGCUCUUAAUCGAACUCCAACUAUCACCGAUCCGGAGACUGGUCAUCCUGUAACUCCUUCAAAAGUUUCACAAUUUAUGCAUUCAAUGAAAAAACCUUUUACAUCAACCUGGUGGCCUGAAUUAUUUGAGGGUUCUGAAGGUGAAGUGUUGGUUGAUGCAACGCUUCUCAGAUGGUCAUACUUGGAAAUUGGCGUUAUUGAAUUAAUUGGCGCAUUGGUUGCAUAUUUCGUAGUUUUAAAUCACCAUCGUAUCACUCCAUAUGAUGCACGAAAAAUGCAACAUGGAGUAUCUGAAGGAAAAUAUUUUACAAAGAACGCAAUACCUUAUACGAAUGUUCAUAAUGAAGUGAUUUCUAUGGAACAACAAUUGCAAGCAUUGGGUGAAGCACAAUCAAUUGUAUAUUUGUCCAUCUUGAUUCAACAGAUGUUCAAUCUAUUCGCUUGCAAAGCUCGAUUUCGGUUCCCAUUUGGUAAAUUCAUCUUCUCAAAUCCCCGUAAUUUCCUUGGGUUAGCUUUUGGUGUAAUAUUGGGCAUGUGCGUUGUUUAUAUCCCACCAUUUAACGUUGCAUUUCAAACAAAUUAUAAUCUUAGUCCAAUAUUCUGGUUAAUACCUAUGGCAUUUGGUGUUGUAAUCUUGAUUUAUGCUACCAUUAGAAUAAUUCUUUUGAGAAAGUUGCGUCCUAUAAAUUUGAAUCCAGAAAUUAUAGGAUUACAAAUGCAUCCUACCGUACGAUCUGUUGAAAGAAAAACCUAA
Messenger RNA from Funneliformis geosporum, 3744 nucleotides. The record is from the annotation of a GenBank genome assembly. Lineage: Eukaryota; Fungi; Glomeromycota; Glomeromycetes; Glomerales; Glomeraceae.